AUGAGAUUCUCUCAACCAUUGUUGAGACAAACUUUAUCAACACAAUCUACUUGUACAUUUACCGCCACCAUGAAACCAUCAACAACAACAUCUACAUCCUCUUCAAAUAGUUUGCCUUCUUUGGCAUCACCAUCAUCGACAUCGAAUUCAAUGUCCACCGUUUCAAAUAGUAAUAGUAAUAAUUUAAUAAAGAAUAGUAGAAUAUUUGGAAAUAGUUUAAUCUUUUUGCAUACUGCAAUUUCAUCUGACGAUGGUGGAUUUUUAAUAACGAUACGCGACGAUUAUUAUUGA
Molecule: messenger RNA, 291 nt
Organism: Cavenderia fasciculata
Lineage: Eukaryota; Evosea; Eumycetozoa; Acytosteliales; Cavenderiaceae
Exons: 3
Coding region: 1-291 (96 amino acids)
Source: RefSeq, a predicted model, not a curated record